Molecule: messenger RNA, 1382 nt
Organism: Eremomyces bilateralis CBS 781.70
Lineage: Eukaryota; Fungi; Ascomycota; Dothideomycetes; Eremomycetales; Eremomycetaceae
Exons: 3
Coding region: 42-1382 (446 amino acids)
Biological process (GO): maturation of SSU-rRNA; protein phosphorylation
Cellular component (GO): preribosome, small subunit precursor; cytosol; nucleus
Molecular function (GO): ATP binding; protein serine/threonine kinase activity
Source: RefSeq, a predicted model, not a curated record
ACAAAGACCCAUUCAAGUUGUGAAAUCACAUUUCUUUCAAGAUGAAGUUAGAUACAAAAGCAAUGAGAUACCUCAACUCUGAGGAUUGGAGGGUCCUGACCGCAGUCGAAAUGGGAAGCAGAAACCACGAAGUUGUGCCAACUCCCCUGAUAGGCCAAAUUUCCGGGCUUCGUGGUGGCAGCGGCGUCAACAGAAGCAUAGCAAAUCUCGCCAAAGUAGGCUUGAUCGGCAGGGUCAAGAACGCAAGAUAUGACGGAUACAGGCUUACCUAUGGCGGGCUGGACUACCUCGCACUCAAUGCCCACCGGAAGCACGACACUAUCUACAGCGUUGGUACCAGAGUCGGAGUCGGCAAAGAGUCAGAUAUCUAUGCCGCUUGUACCCCUGGGGGCACCCGUAUCAUCCUAAAGAUCCACCGACUAGGGCGCAUUUCAUUUCGACAAGUGAAGCAGACCCGAGAUUAUUUAAGAGGGCGAUCUGCCGGCUCUUGGAUGUACAUGUCACGCCUUGCUGCUGUCAAGGAGCAUAUGUUCAUGAAAGCUCUCUAUGAAAACAAUUUCCCUGUCCCGGAACCGCUUGGCCAAAGUCGACAUACCGUUGUCAUGAGUGAAAUCGACGGAUAUCCAAUGAGGCAAGUGGCAAAGGUCGCGGAUCCCGCCGCAUUAUACGCCGACAUCAUUUCUAUUCUCCUGCGACUAGCCAGGUAUGGACUAAUUCAUUGCGAUUUCAACGAGUUCAACAUUUUGCUCGAGGAAGUGCGAGAGACUACUUUUCGGGAUGAUGAGCAGCCUGAGGAAGUUGUUACUGUCCGUCCGGUCGUCAUUGAUUUCCCUCAAAUGGUCUCCAUCGAUCAUUCAAAUGCUGAGUACUACUUCGAUCGCGAUGUGGCAUGCAUCAAACGUUACUUCGAGCGUCGAUAUAAUUUCAUCAGUGAUGAGCGUGGACCAUUCUUUGCAGAUGCUAUCAAGGACGUGGGCAAAGAUACCAAAAUACCACGAUUGGAUAUUUCUGUGGAGGCCAGUGGGUUCAGCAAGAAGAUGGCUAAAGAAUUGGAAGCAUAUAUGAAAGAUAUGGGUGUUGACGGAGAUGGCCAUGUCUCCAAUGAGGAAGAGGAUAGUGGUGAUGACGAACGAGCAGAAGAGGAAGAAGACGAAGAAGAAGAGACGAUGGAAGCCAUCGAGUUGCAAGAGGAGACGGAUGGCCAGCAGCCACGCGAUUCAGAGGAAGUUCGCUCCGAAAUUGACCAGUUGUCGAAUCACUUCACGUCAUCGACAGUCCUGGAGAUUAAAAAGAACAACGCAACGCGGAUGCCGGAUCAGUUUUCUGUUGCCGGUUCCACUGCUCGGAGCCGGCCCACGAAACCCGCUGGCUGGUCCAUCUAG